AUGUCUGAAGCAACUGGUAUAAUAAUAGAUGCGCACAUGGUUUCGUUGGUUACAACAUAUGAUGACGAAUUCACAAGUUACCAAGGAUCAGUAGAACAUUCGUUGACGGUCAACAACGAUGUUAAUUCUCACGAGGACUUUCAUCCACUACAGCUACAACAAUUUUCAGAACCUCGUGAACCUCCUGUCGAGGUUGACCAAAACACGUUAGCACUUCGGAGUCAUGAUUUAGUGGAAAACCUUGUUGACACCACCGAGUUAAUCAUUAACACCAUUUGGGCAAAUUUUCCGGUUCAUUUUAGCGCACCAGUCAUCCCCCUUCGUCUGUUCAUCCAAGAAAUUUUACGUAGGUCACGAACAUCAUGGUCGACCCUUCAAACAACAUUAUUCUACCUUGUGAAGAUUAAGCCACAGAUCACAUUGCUCGCAUCAAGUCAGGUUGGUGAUGAUAAUAACAAAAGGAGUGGAAAAGGUUGUGACCCGGCGACUUGUGGUCGUCGGAUGUUUCUCGCGUCGCUCAUUGUGGCAUCAAAAUAUCUUCAAGAUCGUAACUUUGCAAACAACACCUGGUCAAAAAUAUCUGGAUUACCCGUGCGAGAGAUUAAUGAGAUCGAGAGAAGACUCUUAAAGUUAAUCGAUUACGACCUGUACAUCAGUGAACCCAUUUUUAAACAUUGGGUCAAUCUAUUACUGUCACAUAUUCAGAUUACAUCAGGAUCGACCGAGGCUGUUCAACCGGAUGCACACCGGCGUGAGCAACUCAAACAGACUUUGUGGAUGUCACGUUCUCAGAACGUCGAAUGUUCUGUUCAAGGAUGA
Molecule: messenger RNA, 819 nt
Organism: Acaulospora morrowiae
Lineage: Eukaryota; Fungi; Glomeromycota; Glomeromycetes; Diversisporales; Acaulosporaceae
Source: the annotation of a GenBank genome assembly